Molecule: messenger RNA, 2317 nt
Organism: Tympanuchus pallidicinctus (lesser prairie-chicken)
Lineage: Eukaryota; Metazoa; Chordata; Aves; Galliformes; Phasianidae
Gene: CCR10
Product: C-C motif chemokine receptor 10
Exons: 2
Coding region: 848-1933 (361 amino acids)
Biological process (GO): G protein-coupled receptor signaling pathway; immune response; chemotaxis
Cellular component (GO): membrane
Molecular function (GO): C-C chemokine receptor activity
Source: RefSeq, a predicted model, not a curated record
AAAGCUCCUGGGGCCAGUAGGGACUCUGCACAGAGCUGAGAUAAGCCAUGGAAAGAUGACUGUUGCUGGGAGAAAGGGGGAUUGAGGGAUUAUUGCUACAAGAGGCAAAAAGCCUGCUAGAGCCUGAAAUCAAUUUGCUCCCUGCUGGGGAGAGCAAAAUGGGUCCUCUUUCCUGCAGAUCCUAAUCUGGCCCAUAAGGAGGGGCUGGGAAUGGUGUUGUCAACAACCAGCAAACCGCCUGCCCAGCACUGAUGGAGCACAGGGGCACAGCAGCAGAGCAGAGUGUGGGACCCUGUGGGCAAGGGGGAUACCAUGCAUCAGCAGUUCCUGCAACUGCCAUCUCCCAUCAGGGCAAGCAGUGCCCAAGCUGAACACGUCUCUGCUUGCUGCUCUGGGACAGUGCCAGCCCACAGCAGUCCCGCACUCUCUUUGGCACUGCUUCUCUCUGGCUCUCACACAGCCUUCUGCUUGCAGCCCGUGCUGCAGAGUGGGAGACGCUGACAGCAGCCCUGUUGGGCUGGGAACUCCUGCGAGUGCUGGGUGUCCUCAGCCUGUCUCUCCUCCCCGUGCCUGGGUGUCAUCCCCGAGCCCUGCAGCACCAGAGCUAAGCAGAGCACAGUUAUUUCUGUACCUCAGCAUGCAGACAAUUGCCACAAACUAAAGAUGCAGGAUGCGGCUCCAGAGCAGGGUCAUGGCUGCUUCUCCUUCCCCCUUGGGGCUGGGCUUGUACUCUCAGCACAUCUCUCAGUAUCGGGUGCGGCACGCGGUCAAACCACAGGUUGCAGAGCUCAAAGACACUGACGGCUCUGGAGCCUCUGAGUGAGGAGGGGAGAGGUCCUGCUGUGCAAUGGAGGAGGCAAACCCCACCCCCAUGGUGAUAACGGCCACCACCGACUUCUACACCUGGGAGUACAGCGUCUCGUGGGAUGACGGCACGCUGCCUGAGCUGUGUGAGAAGCAGGCAGUGCAGGGCUUUGCCCGCACCUACCAGCUGGCCAUCUACCUGCUGCUCUCGCUGCUGGGCACGGUGGGCAACGGGCUGGUGCUGCUCACACACACCCGCUACCGCCGGGCACGCAGCAUCACCGAUGUCUGCCUGCUGCACCUGGCCCUAUCUGACCUCCUGCUGCUGCUGACGUUGCCCUUUGCCGUCACUGUGAUGCUGCAGGGCUGGUCCCCAGACACAGCUGCGUGCAAGGUGCUGCAGGGUGUUUAUGCCCUCAACUUCUACAGCGGCUUCCUCUUCCUCACCUGCAUCAGCAUGGACCGCUACGUGGCCAUUGUGCGGGUGCCAGCCGCGUGCCGCCUGCGCCCACGGGCUCGUCGCCACGGCUGGCUGACGGUGGGCCUGGCCUGGCUGCUGGCCGCGCUGCUGGCACUGCCGCAGUUCGUCUACGGCAAAGCAGAACAGCACCAGGACCUGCACAUUUGCCGCGUUGUUUUCCCCCCGGCAGUGUCACGGGCAGCACGGGGAGCCACCAACCUCACGCAGGUCGUGCUGGGCUUUGCCGUGCCCUUUGCGGUGAUGGCCAGCUGCUACACGGCUGUGGCUCGGACGCUGCUGGCGGCUCGUGGUGCUCAGCCCCACCGGGCGCUGAGGGUGCUGCUGGCCCUUGUGCUCGUGUUUGUGGCCCUGCAGCUGCCCUACAGCUUGAUGGUGCUGCUGGACACAGCCGAGCUGCUGGCCAGCUGGGAGCUGAGCUGUGCACAGAGCCGCCGCAAGGACCUGGCGCUGCUGGUCACCAGCGGGCUGGCAUCCCUGCGCUGCUGCCUCAACCCACUGCUCUAUGCCUUCCUGGGCCAGCGCUUCCGCCGUGAGCUGUGGCUGCUGGCCAGCGAUGCCGGCUGUGUGGGGAACAUCGACCCGCGCUGCCCCGGCUGCCCCAGUCCUCGCCAGCGCUCAUCACUCUCCACCUGCCAAGAUGUGGCAUAGGAAUGUAGUGCCGUGCCCAGGGCAGGCGGCAGCAUCCGUGGGACUCAAAAACCCCCAGAGAAAGCCUGAAUGGCCCCAGGAGUCCCUGGAGCUACUGAUAGGGGCAGGACAGACAGACUGUGUCCUGGGCAGAUGGAGACAACGCCUCGCGUGCAGAGCCCAGUGCCAGCACUGGGGAAACGUCCCCAGCUGCAGGGAGACCAUGCAAUGUCACAAGUGGUUGGGGGUGCACGCCACAAGGGCACCAUGCAGUGCCAUGCAUGCCCCAGUAGGACCCUGCAUUACUGUGUGAGUGGGACUGCAAUGCCACAGGGCAGCGCCUUCCACCUUCGUUUCCACCCUUGCAAUAAACCCUGCUCGAACUACGCUGUGUCAGGCCACAUC